AUGGGGAAGUCUCAAACAGAAAAUUUGAUUGUAUUUCCAAAAUUCUGGGUCUUCAUCAUCAAGCCAUGUUUUGAAGACCUACUCUCUUACCCACCAUCUUCUCCUCACCAUGAGCUUGCACCACCUACAUCACUUAUACCCACUUCUCCUAUUUCUACUUCACCAUCUGUACCUUCCACCUCACCUCCUCCUCUUCUUGCUAGCCUAGCCAUUAUCAUAGUUCCCCAACCUACUCCUUCCCUAACUCUUCUACCCAUUUCUCAGACUAUCUCUCCACUUUCUCAGUUUCCCCCUCUCCCUAUUCCCCUUACUUUGCCUACUUCUUCCCCACCUUCUAAUGGUGACAAAAGGGGGCAGAAGGAAUCUGUUUAG
Messenger RNA from Neltuma alba, 372 nucleotides. RefSeq names its product proline-rich receptor-like protein kinase PERK9. The transcript is spliced from 2 exons. NCBI's taxonomy places the organism in Eukaryota, Viridiplantae, Streptophyta, Magnoliopsida, Fabales, Fabaceae. The coding region runs from base 1 to 372 and encodes 123 amino acids. The record is from RefSeq and is a predicted model, not a curated record.